AUGGGAGCAAGAGUAAUGCACGCAAAGUAUCGUGGGCGUUUCCUUUCACUUCUCUCGAAGUGCUUGACUCGGAACGAGCUGUUGCCUGCGCAUAUUGUGGCUGCAUUUUCGAAGAGACUCUGUCGUUCAGUGAUAAGUUCCCCGCCUUCGACGGGGCUCUUCGUGCUGGCUUUGGUGUCCAAUCUUCUUCGAAAACAUUCAGAAUGUAGGUUCUUGAUCCAAAGAAGUGAUGAUGGGGAAAUUGAAGAUGCCUUUGUAACAUCAUCCGCAGAUCCAAUAGAAACGCAUGCGCUCAAAACUUCGUUGUGGGAGGUGGUGGCUUUAGAAAAACACUACUUCUCGUCAAUUGGGGUCCUUGCGAAGUCUUUAGGUACCAUCGAAGAAUCAAAGCUUCCUCUACAUCAAAUUGAGGAGUUUUCGGAUCACACGUAUGAGUCUUUGUUUGAAAUGGAAAGGAAAAAACGAAAAGAAACUGCUCUCGCAUUCGUAGAACCGCAAUCUUUGUUGACAGACAACGACGUUUUUUCCACUUUUCUAACCACAAACAAGUGA
Molecule: messenger RNA, 552 nt
Organism: Cylindrotheca closterium
Lineage: Eukaryota; Bacillariophyta; Bacillariophyceae; Bacillariales; Bacillariaceae
Source: the annotation of a GenBank genome assembly